Molecule: messenger RNA, 2281 nt
Organism: Salvelinus sp. IW2-2015
Lineage: Eukaryota; Metazoa; Chordata; Actinopteri; Salmoniformes; Salmonidae
Product: zinc finger protein OZF-like
Biological process (GO): regulation of gene expression
Cellular component (GO): nucleus
Molecular function (GO): DNA binding
Source: RefSeq, a predicted model, not a curated record
GGGUGACCGGCUUCACACUCCAGUACAGUAGGUGGGGGUGUAGGCAGUAGGCACCUUUCAGKUGGUUGCCAUCCGCCAACCAAAUUUAAGAAGAAGUAAUUAUUCUACACAUUUCCUGUUUCUYGAGCACGAAUCCGUAGUAAUGACAGCAAAAUAACAACAUUUUUUUCCCACCCAUCCAUUUUCUCCCCAAAAUGUCUAAACUACAACAGAUCAAUGUGUUUCUCAACGAAAAAUUAACAGCAGUUCCUUUGGAGAUAUCCGUAGUAGUUAAAAAAACGAUCGCAGAGUACCAGGAAGAAAUCUACCGUUUGAAACGGGCGAAUGCACGUCUACGAAGACUGCUGGACUUGGUUUUCAAACCAGAGAUAAAAUUGCAUAGAUUAGCAGACCUCCAGCAGCUCACUCUCACUGAAGAGGUUGUUAACCCUGAGCGACAGCACUAUGAGCAGGAAUGGAGCGCCAGUCUGGGGCCAGUCGAGUCUGAUGCCGAAGARUCUAUAUGGAACUCUAUCAACACUACAACUGUAGAGAACCAAACAGAAUUUGAUGGUGAGCGCUACAGAGAGUCCGACUCAACCAGUGAAUAUCAGCCCCCAUCUGAAGUAAAUCCAGAAAGUGACAACGAUGAAAGUGAUAAUGUAAAAGAGGAUGAAGUGGAGAAUAGAAUACGACUGUCACGGUUAAAGCCUCUUAAAUCAAAGAGAGGAAGAGGACGGCCAAGGAAAGAAGCCAGGGAGUUGCCUGAUCUGAAAUGUGACUUGUGCGGAAAAUGCUUUGCGACAGCAGGUGGCCUGAGAAGGCAUCAACAAAAUUUGCACGGUGAAGAGAGACCAAAAGGACGGCCGAAGAAAGAAAACAGUGAGUUGCCUGACCUGAAAUGUGAUGUGUGCGGAAAAUGCUUGGCGACAGCACGUAGUCUGAAAAGGCAUCGACAAAAUCGCCAUCUURAAGAGAGACCAAGAGGRCGGCCAAGGAAAGAAACCAGUGWGUUGCCUAAUCUGAAAUGUGACGUUUGCGGAAAGUGCUUUGUGACAAGACGUGGUCUACAAAUGCAUGGGAAAAAUAGGCACAGUGAAGAGAGACCAUACAUGUGUGACAUAUGUGGACAAGGUUUCGUCUUGAACUGCUACCUGAUCCGCCACAUGAAGACUCACACGGAGGAGGGACAACAUUGCUGUACCGUAUGUGGCAAAUGUUUCAAUCACAAGAAUAACCUGAAAAAUCAUAUGGGUACUCAURCAGGGCCGUCUUUUAAAUGUGAUUUGUGUGGAAAAUCCUUGACAACAAAAGGAAGUCUGAAACUCCAUCAGCAAAAUCACACUGGGGAGAAAUCCUAUCCGUGCAAAGAGUGUGACAAAUCCUUCAGCAUAAAGGCAAGCCUGGUAUUGCAUAUGAGGACUCAUACAGGGGAGAAACCAUUCCGGUGCAAAGAAUGUGGCAAAUGCUUCAGUGACAAGGGAACCCUUACAAAGCAUAUGAUGACUCACACAGAGGAGAAACCACAUCGCUGCAACGAAUGUGGCAAAUGCUUCAGUCUGAAGGGAAGCCUGACUGCGCAUAUGAAGGUUCAUACAGGGGAGGGAGUUCAAUGUCAUUUGUGUGGAACUCACUUGAAGUUAGCAUCAAGUCUGAAAAGACAUCUGCGAACUCACAGAAUAAAUAUUCACAAUGACUAAGAACAAGAAACAAUGCCCCUUGUGUAAAAUGUGUUAGAUGGAAGAGACUACUAAGAGGACAUACCACUCAAGUAUGCUCUUGGUAAAAAGUACACUCCGCUAUCUUGGAAUCUGUUCAAUGGUCAUUUCAAUUCAUAGAACUUAUUCAUUGAUUGUUGAAGAUUUUUAUUUUGGGGGAAAAUGUAUUUAUUUAAAUGUACUGUAUUUAGGUACAUUUUCCCAUUCUAAAUAAACUAAUAUGGCAGCUUAAUUACUUUAAAUAAUUUUGAUAAUUAAGUGUGCCACCAGCAGGAGUAGUAACACCAAUGAUACAUUUUAGGUCAAUGAGGAAUUUCUGAAAUUGAGACCACAGAUUCGAAAUUCUAAGGUCAUUAACCCUUUAAAAAUAAUACAUGUGAUAUGAUUAAUCAUUUUUCUCACAAUGUAAUUUCCUUUAAAUUAAAUUGAGUUACACCAAGUGACACUGGAUUUAGACACCAAAUGAUCAAUGGAAUCCUCAAAAUAUAUUAAAUUCUAAAAGGAUGUGAUUGGCUAAUAAUUUUGUUUAAUAUAGACCCCUCCCCCGAUAACAAUGGAGGGAAUGCUCAAAGUCCUUGUAUAUC